AUGGUUCAAGGCACUAGACAAUGGCAUGAGAAGCUACCUUUUGCACUUUUAGGAUAUCGCACAACAGUGCGCUCCUCGAUUGGUGCAACUCCUUAUUUGCUGGUGUAUGGGACUGAGGCUGUGAUACCAGUGGAAGUCGAAAUUCCAUCUCUUCGAAUUAUUGUAGAGGUUGAAAUUGAAGAUACUAAAUGGGUCAAAACCCGACUAGAGCAGCUCACAUUAAUAGAUGAGAAGCGAUUGACGGUCGUCUGUUUUGGUCAGCUUUAUCAGCAAAGGAUAGCUCGUGCAUACAACAAAAAGGUGCACCCAAGACACUUUAAAGUGGAUCAACUGGUCUUAAAGCGCAUACUCCUGCACCAAGAAGAGGCCAAGAUAAAGUUUGCCCCAAAUUGGCAAGGUAGAUAUCUUAUCAAGGAAGUGCUAUCCAAAUGA
Molecule: messenger RNA, 432 nt
Organism: Solanum tuberosum (potato)
Lineage: Eukaryota; Viridiplantae; Streptophyta; Magnoliopsida; Solanales; Solanaceae
Exons: 1
Coding region: 1-432 (143 amino acids)
Molecular function (GO): nucleic acid binding
Source: RefSeq, a predicted model, not a curated record